This is a messenger RNA of Cryptotermes secundus, 3475 nucleotides long. Its product is annotated as lachesin-like. Gene Ontology annotation, cellular component: neuron projection. NCBI's taxonomy places the organism in Eukaryota, Metazoa, Arthropoda, Insecta, Blattodea, Kalotermitidae. The annotation marks the transcript as partial. The record is from RefSeq and is a predicted model, not a curated record. The transcript has 4 exons.
UGCAAUCAGUGGAGGGGGAAAUGUUGUCUCUAACCAAGGUGACAAGAUCAGAGAUGGGUGCAUACUUGUGCAUCGCUGCCAAUGGUGUUCCUCCUUCCGUAAGCAAGCGCAUGAUGGUCCACGUCCAUUUUCAUCCACUCAUCCAGGUCCCAAACCAACUGGUAGGUGCGCCGAAAGGCACCGACGUUACUCUGCAGUGUCAUGUAGAAGCGUCGCCAAAAGCCAUCAACUACUGGACAAGGGAAUCCGGUGAGAUGAUAAUCGCCAAUGAGAAGUACAACAUGACAGAAAUCAACAGUUCUUACUACAGUGUACAAAUGCGUCUCACCGUUAGAAACUUCCGCAAAUCCGAUUUUGGAGGCUAUAAAUGUAUUUCGAAAAAUUCUAUCGGCGACGCAGAAGGCAACAUCCGGCUGUACGAGAUGGAAUUACCGAAUCGCAUGAAGAGCGCGCUGGAGCGAGAGGACCUGGACCUCGAAGCCAGUAAUGAGGCCGACAGUGAGCCCGGCCAGCACCUGUACAACGGCUACCAGGGCCCGCUGAGGGAGUCGGGAGACGGUGGUGUUGUGGGCGGCGAACCCGGGGAAGAUGGUUCAUCUGUAGCCAGCAGCUGGAACUAUGCGUCCCGCCUGUUUAGCGCCCUCGUCCUCAUCCAUUUGUUGUGAAGAGUUUGGCGCCAUGUUGGCUCAGGUGUUUUAGAAACGUCAAUGUCGCCCAUUUAAACCGUGUGUGUUGUUUUUCUGAAGCGCAGACUUCGAUAUAUAUCGAAUGACAGCACGUGAGUCCGACAAUGCUUGUAGAUGCACUGUCGUAUGUGGAAACGAUAAAAAAGCGUCCUCUAUGAAAUACUUUUAUAGUCCAAUGGCAUGGCAUGAACAUUGUGAUAGUUUUUAGCAGGAAACAGAAACAUACUGCGCUUGAGUGACAUACUGACUGCCCGAAUUUACGACGAUAAUUCUGAUUUAGAGGGAAAGCUCAAAUAAUGUCAGAAGCAGAUUGAGUUAAGGCGGGAUAUACUGACAUGACGCAAUAUAGCAAACGACAUUCUUAUAAGGAGCUGUGGUUCUCACAGCGGUACAUAAGAAGAUUUAUGUCCCAGAUGUUAGAACUAGUCUGACAAUAUACUUAUAAAGUCUUAAAUGAAAGUUUAGAACGGGUUUGCAUUUUGUCAAAGGAAUACAUUCCACGGAGAUGAACAUAGCGAUUCGCAAAUUGUGUUCCGUGGAGCACUGAGGUUUCGUAAGGCAAUUCCAUCAGUUCCUUCGAGUUAAUUAUAAUAAAGGCUCAAGUUGCAGGAGACUGGACAAAACUUCGUAAUGUGGAGAUACAUAAUUUGUUUGCUUGUACCCAAAUAUUGGUUGGGUGAACAAACCAUAGGGGCCGAGACUGACAGAGCGUGGGAGAUGAUACAAAAUAUUAUUCGGGAAACCUGAAGGGAAUAGACCAAACUUGGGGAGGGGUAAUAUUAAAGCGGAGCUAAAAGAACACCACGCUCUAUUUCCAGUGUAGGGUUUUGACCUGAUUUCAUUUGGAUAAGUUAAAGGACGAUGCAUUAUGAAUAUGGAAGUUAGCCUUCGGGAUCCAUGAAACAUGUUAAAUUUCUUGACUUGGUGCGUGAUUGGCAAGUUCUGGAAUAAUUGUAAAACGAACUUUAAGCCUUUAUAAAAAUUAAAACACAUAAUAUAUAUAUAUAUAUAUAUCUUCUACAACUUCCGAAAUGAUAACUGGGAGUAUAAAAUAUUUCACAGACUCCAGAUUUUUAAUACUUAUUACAUUCAGGAGCUUAACAUCUAAAUCAUUUGUGGAAAAACUUCCUUUGCUUGAGGCCUGAGGCACCUUGCAACCUUGUAUGCGACAGAAGCUCUAAUCUUUGACGGAAAGCGAGAAACAUGAAGCAGGGCUGCCACCACCGUGAGAAUCGGGCACACUACUAGACUUCAUUCUGUCCGUAACACCAACCCAUGAUAGUGUAUAGGAGGUACGGUGGUAGGUCUGCGUGAAUUUAAACCUCGGCACUAGGUGUGAGUGGUUAUCACCAUAUUCGGGCAACUUUACCCUCGAGGAAACGGCCCACUGAAUGAGAAUUUCAUACUGUCAGAGUGGCCUGGAUUGGAUUCGGCGCAAAACAGAAGAAUUCCUGUCCUUGUCUGGAACUGAAGCCUCGCCUUCCAGUCUAUGGUCAGUCACUUAAGUAUUUGUAUGGUUCGACUGUUAUCCAGUUUCCGACAGCCAAUCCACAGUCUUCUUUUUUUUUAUGUCCAUAACAUCUUUCCUGUCUUUUUUUUCUCUCUCUUAACGUGAAGCCAAAAAAAAAUGUGUUUUGUCGUACGAAAAGUUUGGGAAAUACUGAAACUGAAACAACUAAAAUUGAUUUAUAGCAGUCACUGUUCCAAUUAAUAUGCAGAAUUUACUACAGAAAAUUCUUAUAUACCGCGUCGCUACUACUGACGAGGAGAACGGUAAUGCACGGUUAUACAUGGUUUGAAUCAUGCAGACUACUCAUCAAGCCAUCCUAACUUGCUUUAUUGCGAUAUUUUUAUAAUUAAUUUUACAGUUUAUCGUCAGGAUUCUCGUAUUUUCAACCCUGCUCCAAUGAAUUAAAGAGUUUAAAUUAAAAGAGGCUUAACAACAAAAACACUGUUUUUGAGAUAGAAGUUUCCGAAUCAAGUAAACAUUAAAAACAAUUAUUAUUCAGUAUUUUCAUAUUAACUUAAGAAAUGUUCAUCUCUUUCCAUAAGAAUAGAACAUGACUAUACAUAACCAUGUAUAAUCGAAAUAAAUUCAUAACCAUUUAAUUGACACGCUGUUCCAUUAAAAACAAAUUUACAUUUUUGUCAGAAUAUUAUGCGGUAUAAUACGGCAUGUGAUAUCUGUAUGUGGUAUAGUAUAGAAAUAAAUAAUGCUAAGUAAUCAUAUUUCCAAGAAGUGAACACGAAACGCAUUGCAAUGCAUCGAAGGAAACCCGAGUGGCAGCCUUCGAAGUGUCUAAGAUUUUUUCUGUCCAGAGAAAGAAUUCCCUUAACAGUGCUAAAUAACUGUCACAGAAUUAUUAUAAAACGCCAUUUCCUUUUUGAUCCUUUAAAGUGGUAACUAUAUGUUCCACCAGUUUUAAUUUUUAAAACUCUGUGUUUUAGUCACACAGUAUGUGUACCUGCCCUGUUUGAUUCUGUGAACAAAUAGCUCAUAUUUCCCUACAUAUCAUUAUCUGAUUGGUUUUCGUAAUGGAUGCGAAGUAUUUUCUGUAAGGUAGGAAUAGAAUUCUUAAACGCGAGUAUUACUUGCAAGAAGCUCCGAAAUGGAUAAGUAGCAAAAUAUUCAUUAUACUUAAUUUUGUACUGUAAAAUCCAAGCCGAAAUUGGACCUGUCGUGCCCUAAGAAAUCUGCAGUGUUACAGAAGAGGGGCGUUAGUCAACAUAAAAAAUAAUAUUUUAGCUUUUCACGGCUUGAUUAUGAAGAAUUCCGUCUUCUGGGAUGU